UUGGGGGGGCGGGGGAGGCCCGCGGGCGCGGGGAGAUGUGGCCCGGGGGAGCCGGACCGGGAGAGGAGUGACCGGUCGGACUUGGAGGAGCGGAGCCUUCCCCGAGGACGGGACCGGCCCGGGGCUCCGGAGAAGUCGCCCGUCGUCGCCGCUCCGGGCGCGGCCGCUGAGGAAUUCCGAGCCGCAGGCCCGGGCGGAGUCGGAGACGGGCCAUGGAGCUGCGGUCGGAGCUGCCCGGCGCGCCUCCGGCCGGCCCCGCCGUGGCCCCGGUGGCGUCGGUGGCGUCGGUGGCGUCGGUGGCGGCGGCGGCGGCGGCGGCGGCCCUGCCGGUCAGCGUGGCGGGCGGGCUGCUGCGGGGGCCGCCGCUGCUGCUGCGGGCGGCCGAGAAGUACCCGCGGACGCCCAAGUGCGCCCGGUGCCGCAACCACGGCGUCGUGUCGGCGCUGAAGGGCCACAAGCGCUACUGCCGCUGGAAGGACUGUCUCUGCGCCAAGUGCACCCUCAUCGCCGAGCGCCAGCGGGUCAUGGCCGCCCAGGUGGCCCUCCGCCGCCAGCAGGCCCAGGAGGAGAGCGAGGCCCGGGAGCUGCAGCUGCUCUACGGCACGGCCGAGGGCCUGGCCCUGGCCGCCGCCAACGGCAUCCUCCCGCCGCGCCCCGCCUACGAGGUCUUCGGCUCCGUGUGCGCCGACGGCGCCGCCCCCUCCGGACCCCCGGCCGCAGGACCAGGUGACCGCCGACCGGGGGGAGGGGGCGGGGGGGGACGCGCGGUCGGGGAGAGGGAGUCCAAGCUGCAGAAGUUCGACCUGUUCCCCAAGACGCUGCUGGCGGGCCCGGGUGGGGCGGGCAGCCCCCCGCCGUUGGGCCCGAAGCCCCCGAGCCCGGGCGGGGAGGAUUCGGCGCGGGGCCCGUCGUCGCCCGAGGGCCGGGCCGGGUCGGGCUCGGAGGCCGGGGACGGGGCGGGGGACGCGGGGGACGCGGCGGGGGCUUUCCCGGCCUCGAGGCCGGAGGCGGCGGCGGCGGCGGCGGGGCCGGUCCCGGGGGGCGCGGACAGCCCGGCCCCCUCGGCGGCCUCGGCCUCGUCCUCUUCGCCCUCCUCGUCGUCCGCGCUGGGCUGCGACUCGGGCUCCGAGGCCGACAGGGACGAGCCGGCGGCGGCGGCGGCGGCCGGCGAGGCGGGGGCGGCGGGGGCGGCGGGGGUCCCCCCGCGGCAGCGGACCCCGCUGGACGUGCUGACCCGCGUCUUCCCGGGCCACCGGCGCGGCGUGCUGGAGCUGGUGCUGCAGGGCUGCGGCGGGGACGUGGUCCAGGCCAUAGAGCAGGUGCUCAGCCCCCACCGCGGCGCGGGGCCCGGCCCGGACAAGGGCGCCGAGGACAGCUGGCGAGGGGCCGGGGCCGGCGCGCCCGGGCCCCCGCAGGCCGGGCCGGGCCCGGCGGCGCCGCCGCCCCCGCGGCCCUUGCCGGCCGGAGCCGUGCCCCCGGCCAUCGGGGCGCUGGGCAGCCGCUCGGCCUUCUCGCCGCUGCAGCCCAACGCCACCCACUUCGGGGCCGAGGCCGGGGCCUACCCGCUGGGCGCGCCCCUGGGGCUCAGCCCCCUGCGCCUCGCCUACUCGGCGGCCCACGGCCGGGGACUGGCCUUCAUGGCGCCCUACUCGACGGCCGGCCUGGUGCCCGCGCUGGGCUUCCGCCCGCACGUGGACUACACUUUCAGCGACCUCAUGCGGGACCGCUCCGGGGGGCCCAAGGAGCCGGCCUACGGCAACGGCCUCUACGGGCCCCUGGUCAACCACAACCCCGAGAAGCAAUAGGGGAGG
This is a messenger RNA of Ornithorhynchus anatinus (platypus), 1811 nucleotides long. It is a transcript of the gene DMRTA2, whose product is annotated as DMRT like family A2. The record is from RefSeq and is a predicted model, not a curated record. Lineage: Eukaryota; Metazoa; Chordata; Mammalia; Monotremata; Ornithorhynchidae. Gene Ontology annotation, biological process: germ cell development; regulation of transcription by RNA polymerase II; sex differentiation. The transcript has 4 exons. Bases 213 to 1805 code for a protein of 530 amino acids. Gene Ontology annotation, cellular component: nucleus. Gene Ontology annotation, molecular function: DNA-binding transcription factor activity, RNA polymerase II-specific; protein binding; RNA polymerase II cis-regulatory region sequence-specific DNA binding.